AUGUUUAAUACUAUAGGAGGCCUUCCAGCACAGAUACAAUCGCAACAUUUGAGACCAUUGGCGUAUCGUGUGCUUUCUAAGAAGUAUGGGUUAAGUAUAAAAUCGGAUGGUCUAUCGACUUUGGCUGAUUUCAUAGGUGAAAACUUUGGUAUUGAUUGGAAAUCAAACCCUAAUACUAUUAAAUUCAUGGAAUUAUUUGCUACAAUCUGGAAACAACAGGAAAGAGGCAUUUUUGUUGAUAAAGAAGGUAGUGUGUGUGUCAUUAAUGAAAUUAAAGAAAGAAAUAAGACAAAGGACAACAAGAAUAUUUCUGGUGUUACUUCAAAAAGGCAGGUAAAUCUAGAUGGGUUCAUAACUAAGAGAAACGAUAAUGUAUCUGAAUCUCCCUCCUCGGUCAAUAACAAUUCAUUAUCUCCAGAAACUGAAGAUGAAGACGACGACAGUCAAGUGCUAAAUUCCGAAAUUUCAAUCAAUGAGGCAAAUAUUACCAUCGAAGAGAAAAAACUCGAUUGGAAAGAUUAUUUCAAGGUUAUUAAUGCUCAAUCACAGCAGAAAUUCUCUUAUGACCCAAUAAAAAUGCAAUUAAGAUUCAUGCCACAGAACAAAGCAAAUUUGCCUUCAAUAAAGGAUAAUGUUGAGAUGUUCUCCACGAGAUACAAUAUUGUCAAAGAUAGAGUAAUGAGAAAUGAAAUGUUUCAAGGAAAUGACACGUUCAAUCCGCUAUCUUCAAUGAUGAAAUUAAAAGAAGAUUUAAACAAUGAAUCAAAUUCAAUGAGCUCAUACAUGUCAAUCACCCAAAUUAAGAAUCUGUUAGGUAGAGAUGGUAAAAAUUUUCUUCUAUUGGGCCUCUUAAGAAAAAACAAUAGAGGUAGUUGGGCACUUGAAGAUCCUUCAGGUACAAUAGAAAUUGAUAUAUCACAAACAAUCCCUACAAAUGGCCUUUACUAUUUUGAAGGCUGUAUCGUUCUAGUUGAAGGUAUCUACUUCUCUGUAGGGAACAGAUUCCAUGCAAGUUCAAUGACACACCCACCUGGUGAAAGGCGAGAAGCGACGUUGGAUAAAAUAGGACAUCUGGAUUUAUUGGGGAUACAUGGUUCAUCAAAUGCGAAUUAUAUGGCCAAAUUGGACAAUAAUUUAAAAAUUAGAUUACAUUACUUAGAGAAAGAGUUAGAAGACCAUAGAUUUGUCAUACUAGGUGGUGAUCUUUUCUUAGAUAAGUUUAUCACAUUGGAAGCUCUAAGAAAAACAUUUAAAAAAUUAAAUGAUGAUCCUCCAACUGUAAUAGUUUUCCAAGGUUCAUUCACGUCUGUUCCAGUACACACUUCAGUAACAAGUAAAAGCAUUAGUUCAUCAACACAAUACAAGAACAAUUUUGACACUUUGGCUGCAUUAUUAUCCGAAUUUGAAAAUAUAAAGAAUGAUUCAAUUUUAAUAUUUAUCCCAGGUGCCAACGAUCCAUGGGGUUCAAUGCAUUCAUUAGGUGCUUCCGGCUCAUUACCACAGAAACCAAUCCCAUCAUUCUUCACCCAAAGAAUAAGUCGAGUGUGCAAACGCGUCAUUUGGGGUUCAAACCCAAUGAGAAUUGCAUAUCUAUCACAGGAAAUAGUAAUUAUGAGAGAUGACAUGGCUAGUAGGUUCAAGAGACAUAGCGUGAUCUUCCCCAUGCUAGAAGAAUCCAAAGAAGAGCAAUUGUUGCAAUUACAAGAAGAAAUCGAAAAUAUCUCGAUUGAUAACACUGCCGAUGAAUCCGUAAUAAUCAAUCAACUAGUAAAAGAUAAAAAUCAACUUCCUACUGAAUUGGAACAAUCAAGGAAAUAUGUCAAGACAAUUCUUGACCAAGGUCAUUUGUCACCAUUUAUUACCACAAUACGUCCAAUAAAUUGGGAGUUAGAUCAUACUUUAAGUCUUUAUCCAAUUCCAUCAACUUUAAUUUUCUGUGAUAAUUCUGCUCCCAGGUUUGACAUUACAUAUAAUGGAUGCAAAUCAAUAAAUGCUGGUAAAUUUAUAUUGAAUAGACGUGCAAAAUAUCUGGAAUAUAAACCAUCUUUGAAAAAAUCAAUUCAACAGGAAAUUUAUUUUUAA
Molecule: messenger RNA, 2082 nt
Organism: Kazachstania africana CBS 2517
Lineage: Eukaryota; Fungi; Ascomycota; Saccharomycetes; Saccharomycetales; Saccharomycetaceae
Gene: DPB2
Product: DNA polymerase epsilon noncatalytic subunit
Exons: 1
Coding region: 1-2082 (693 amino acids)
Biological process (GO): DNA-templated DNA replication; error-prone translesion synthesis
Cellular component (GO): epsilon DNA polymerase complex
Molecular function (GO): DNA binding
Source: RefSeq, a predicted model, not a curated record